UGGUUGAAGGCAAGGUAAAAUAUUGCGAAACAUGCAUUCUGUAGGCCAAAACAUAUGUGCAAGAGUCUGAGAUUUGAGAAAAAUUACGAUCAGAAGCAAAUCGCUUCUGUUGUAGCAGCGACGGAGAGAAGACUCGUAUCAGUGUUUGUGGCAAACAUAUCAGGGAGGAAGAAACAAUUCAAUUAAGCUUAAGGAAGGAGAGGAUUCUCCAUACUUGGAGUUUGGUUACUUCAAAGUACCACUGAAGAUCCAUGAGGAUGAAAUUUGCUAGUGCUAUUGCCAUUGCUCUUGCUAUUGCUGCGGCAUCACCAUUCAUAGCGGCAUCGCCAUUCGUGAGAUGGAUUUGGGGGAAAAUUAGGGAGCCCUUGAUCAUUGCAGUUGAAGGUGCUACAGCAUGGACAUUCAUAGCGGCAUGUCCUUUCAUAAUUUGGGCUUGGGAGAAAAUCAGGGAGCCCUUGAUCAAUGCAGUUAAAGGUGAGAUUUGUUACUUGUUUCACUAUGACCACAAUAUUCACAAGGUUCGCGUGGAAGCUGAGAAGCUUGUGCGCCUGAAAGAAAGGGUGUACGUUGCUGAAGAUGGUGUCCAGACCUGGCUUGAUGAUGUGGAUGUUAUCACCGCAUGGGUCAAAAAUCUCAUGAAAGACAAAGCUAAGGUGGACGAGAGUUGCCUAGGCGGAUGGUGCCACUGCAUCUCCCGAUACCAGUUGAGCAAAAAAGCAAAGCACAAAACUGAUGAAAUUACUGCCCUCCAUGAAAAGGGCAGCAAUUUCAAUAUUUUAUCCCACCCCGCUCUACCUUCUCUGAAAGAUUUUCGCACUUUCCCAACAAGAGCAUCAGUCACGGAGGAGAUUAUGGAUGCUUUGAAGGACGACAACACUCACAUUAUUGGAAUUUGUGGAGUGGGAGGUGUGGGCAAGACGACACUAGUGAAUGAAAUUGGCAGACGUGCCCAAGACAUAGCCCUAUUCAACCGAGUUGUGAUGGUCAAAGUUUCUGAAACUCCAAGCCUGACACAGAUCCAAGAGGAAAUCGCACGCUUGAUAGGCUGUGAAUCGCACAGAGAAUCAUUAUGGCAAAAAAUAAAGUCCAGGCAGGUUCCGGUCCUGAUAAUACUUGACGAUGUCCGGGGCAAACUUGAUCUGGGGGCGGUUGGCAUUCCUUUCUGGGAGGAUCAUUGGGGUUGUAAAGUUGUGUUAACAUCUCGAAGCCAUGUUGUCUGCAAGGACAUGGGAGUUCAAAAGAUUGUUCCUGUCCAUGCGUUGGGUACGGCAGACGCUUGGGUCCUUUUCAAGGAGAUGGCCGGUGGUGAAGCUGUCGAAUUGAAUCCCAUUGCAAGAGAGGUAUCAGAUGAAUGCGGUGGUGUUCCACUAGUAAUUAUGACCAUCGCUGCAGGGUUGAAAAAUAAAAACCAGCACGUGUGGGCUGCUCGGGCUCGACAGCUGAAGAAUGCAAACUUACAACAGGGAAUGGAAAAGAACGUGUUUGCCAAACUUGAGUUGAGUUUCAAUUAUCUCGAAAGGGAGGAGGCCAAAUUAUUGUUCUUACUGUGUAGCUUGUUUCCAGAAGAUCAUGACAUUUCGGUGGAAGACCUGAUGAGAUACGCCAUUGGGCUGAAGGUGUUUGGAGAUGUCAACACCAUUGAAGAAGCAAGAUAUAGUGCCCAUGAUGUAGUAAGUACCCUUAUUGAUUCUUUUAUGUUGCUGGAUGGUUCUAAGAAAGGGUUCGUUAAAAUGCAUGGUGUUCUUCGCGAUUUUGCAUUAUAUAUUUCGUCUAAACAUGACAAGUACCGGUUCAAGGUUAUGUCUGGACUGAAAAAUUGGCCAGAUACAGAAACAUUUGAAAAUUAUUCAGCCAUCUCAUUGAUAUCAAAUGAUAUUAAUGAGCUUCCUCAUGAGCUAUCAGCCCCAAAACUCCAGACCUUGCGAAUACAAUGCAAUUCUCAGUUGCAAAUUCCAGAUGAUUUCUUCAAAGGAUCCAAAGAUCAAUUGAUUUUUUUAGAAAUGAGCGGUAUCCAUUUCAAGCCAAUACUUCCACCAUCACUUCAACCGCUUUCUAAUACCCUUCGAACCCUUCAUCUAACUUCUUGCAAGUUAGGGGACAUCUCUAUGAUAGCAACACUAAAGAAUCUUGAGAUUCUCAGCUUUAGUGGUUCUGAAAUUGGUGGAAUUCCUUGCAAUAUUGUCGAAUUGAGUCGUCUGAAACUCCUUGAUUUGACCAACUGUAAAAUGCUUUCAAAUAUAGUACCAGGCGUCAUAUGCAGACUUCCUAGAUUAGAGGAGCUGUAUUUGCCACAACGUUUUAACUUCGACAAUCUUGUUGAGCUCAAUUCCUUGUCUCGAUUGGCUUGCCUGCAAAUUUUUAUUCCAAUCGAUCUUUUGCAUAUAGAUUUAACUGAGCGCGCACGAGAGUUAACAAGUUUCGACAUAACAUUUGGCAUUGGAAAAGCAUUUGAGAGUCUUCAUGUAUACAACAAACCUUAUCCUUAUGUAAACAUGAGAAGCUUGACAAUUGACCAUGAUGGGCCAAUACAGCCAAUAAUGCUGGAUUGGGUUAAGUUGCUGUUAAAGAAGACUAAGCAUCUAUUUUUGGGCCACUUGAAGAAUUUGAAUAAUAUCUUCAGUGAACUAAACGAGGAGGGCUUCAAUGAAUUAAAGUCUCUUGAACUCGGUAGCCUUAAAGGGACGGAAUAUCUGGUGAACACAAAGGAGUCGACACCGCAGAUGGCCUUUAGCAGCUUAGAGGUUUUGUCGAUUUCUAACACGUGGAGCUUCAUUGAAAUAUGCCCUGGACAACUCCCGGACAAUUCUUUCCGCAAUGUACGAGAACUACAUGUGGAUGAGUGUAUUAACAUGCAGAAGCUGGUUUCAUCCAGUUUGCUAGGAAGGCUAAAAAAUCUUGAGAAGCUCCGUGUCUAUAAAUGUUAUAAUCUGGUACAUGUUUUUGAAGAGCAUGUAGUCGCAGAAGUGUCGCUCUCAAAGCUGAAAGAAAUUGUUCUAGAUUCUUUGUCCAAUACGACACAUAUAUGGAAGGACGGCCCCCAUCAAUUUAUUAGCCUUUGUAACCUUGAGCAGCUCUGUGUGUGUUGUUGUCCCAAGUUAAGAAAGUUACUCUCUCCAAAGCUAUUACAAUGGCUUGUUCGCCUUAAAUACCUUGAUGUUAUUGCUUGCCAUAGUUUGGAAGUAUUAUUUGGACAUGAUGAGGAGCAAGAUACGGAGACGGCAGUCCCUUUUUUGAGAAGCCUCACCCGUGUAAGCGUGUAUCAUUGCGAAAAUUUAAGACGCCUUUUCUCAACCUCCAUUGUUAAAGGCGAUCUUGAGAAACUCGAAUGUUUGAAUGUAUCCCGGUGCUACAAAUUGCAAAAUGUAAUUGAGGAUAAGAAAGGAAAACAAGAAGCGGCUUCAGUUGAAUUUCCGUGCCUGUCCUCGAUAUCACUUAUCCAACUGUACAAGUUGAAGAGUUUCUGCACUGGGUAUUAUACUAUUGAAUGGCCAUCUUUGGAAAGGCUGGAUAUCCGAUAUUGUUCCGAGAUGGAGACUUUUGGUUAUGGAGACCAAUUAACACCUCAACUGAAGAAAAUAGUGAAACACGAAUCUGAGGGGCAAGAGAUUGUGAUCACGAUCAAUGGUGGCGACCUUAAUCACGCUGUGCAAAACCACUUCGGACCCAAGGCAACAACUCCGGAGGCAGGUCCCAGUCAGUCUUCCUCGUAAAGGCAUGAUCCACUUAAAGAUUCUGUGAUCAGUAGGAGCUUGGUGAUGAUUCCCAAGAGUUUGAUUUCCAGCUAGCUCUUUCCGCAAUCUGCAAAAAUGGAAAAAUGAAAAUGGUGUGCUUGUUUCAGUUCUUGGUUAUGUGUGCUUCUUUCAUGUGUCCUAAUCUUUUGGUGUGUUUCAUUAUAUUUGUGGCGAUUUGUUUACUUGUUUAAUCCAGAAUACUGUAUCUGAGUGGAAUAUUUUAUAUAUAAAUUUGUUGUUGUUGUUGUUGAUUUAAUAAAGUAGCAUGAAGUUUUUUUCGUUUUUUU
This is a messenger RNA of Cornus florida, 4018 nucleotides long. Its product is annotated as probable disease resistance protein At4g27220. The coding region runs from base 252 to 3710 and encodes 1152 amino acids. The record is from RefSeq and is a predicted model, not a curated record. Lineage: Eukaryota; Viridiplantae; Streptophyta; Magnoliopsida; Cornales; Cornaceae. Gene Ontology annotation, molecular function: ADP binding. The transcript has 5 exons.